AUGGCAACAUUUGAACUGUACCGUAGGUCCACAAUCGGCAUGUGUUUGACUGAAACACUUGACGAGAUGGUCUCGAAUGGAGUUCUCAGUCCUGAGCACGCCAUCCAAGUACUUGUCCAGUUCGACAAGUCUAUGACUGAAGCUUUGGAAACACAAGUCAAAAGCAAGGUUUCCAUCAAGGGACAUCUGCACACCUACAGGUUCUGUGACAAUGUUUGGACCUUCAUCCUACAAGAUGCUCUAUUUAAGAACGAGGAAAGCCAGGAGAAUGUUGGUCGGGUUAAGAUCGUGGCGUGCGACUCAAAGCUUCUUACACAGUAA
This is a messenger RNA of Ilex paraguariensis (yerba mate), 321 nucleotides long. NCBI's taxonomy places the organism in Eukaryota, Viridiplantae, Streptophyta, Magnoliopsida, Aquifoliales, Aquifoliaceae. The record is from the annotation of a GenBank genome assembly.